GAUGUGCCACAUGAGUCGCUCUGCUGGUCUAAGCCACAGCAGGUCAACGCAUCCAGCGCGAGAGGCGGGCCUGUUUGCAGGGAGCGGAUGAGCUGCGGACUCGGUACCGCUCAGUGGUCGUGAUUUUAAUAUCAUCGAGGAGCAGCUGACUGACCGACCGCCUCGGACGCACGCACAGCGGCUCGGUGGCACGUGGAUUUCUGCAGACGCCGGGCGGAAUAACGCGUCGCGGGUGUGUCUGUGUGUGUGUCGACGUCCCGCUGCGGGAGCGAGAGGCGAUGCGCUCUUUAGACCAAACGGGUUUCGCAGCGACAUCCGGGAAACGCAUCCACGCGCCACGGCUCGACCCCGUCCCGGUAUGCCCGUGACGGCACAAAGCCUGCCGCCGUCGAGGAGCUCCCGUAAGAAAAAGCGCACAUGCAAAUCGGCAUGGGUGCGUCAACGCGGUUAUUUGGCUUCAUUGUGCGCGCGGUGCUUUGGAGCGCAGUUGUGCAAUGAGACAGACGGGAAUCGUCAAGUAGACUCUCGUCGAUAGGCCCGCACGACUCGACAAUAUGGCUGAUCAGAGCAACAUCCAGUCCGCCGCCUCCAAGAGCAUUCGGCCUUUUAAAUCCAGCGAGGAAUACCUGUACGCCAUGAAGGAGGACUUGGCCGAAUGGCUGAACACCCUCUACGAUCUCGACGUCACCGCGGACACCUUCAUGGACGGACUGGGCACCGGCUGCGCGCUGUGUCGGCACGCCAACAACGUCAACCGCGCCGCGCACGACUUCCAGCUGGAGUACCCGGAGGCUGCUCAGUCCAUGAAGAUGCCGUCCAAAGAGGUCGUCUUCCAGUCCCGGAGCGUCGUCUGCGGCUCGUUUGUGGCGCGGGACAACGUGUCCAAUUUCAUCAGCUGGUGCAGGCAGGAGCUCUGGAUCAAGGACGUCCUCAUGUUUGAGACCAACGACCUGGUGGAGAGAUGCAACGAGAAGAACUUUGUUCUGUGUCUCCUCGAGGUCGCGCGACGCGGCUCCAAGUUCGGCAUGUUGGCCCCCAUGUUGAUCCAGCUAGAGGAGGAGAUCGAGGAGGAGAUCCGGGACCAGGAGAGCCUCCGGAUCGAUGAAGGGGAGCCGGCGGAGCAGAACUCGCCCAGCAGGAGCUUCAGUCGGAAAGAGAGCAUCCACAGCGUGGAGGACGAAGAGGAUGAGCCUGAUCCAGAGCCCUUCAUCUGGCCGCAGAAGAGAGUGUUAUGUGACAUGCGAAAUCUGGAUGAGUUGGUGCGUGAGAUUCUGGGCCGGUGUUCCUGUCCGGCUCAGUUUCCCAUGGUCAAGGUGUCGGAGGGGAAGUACAAAGUGGGAGAUUCCAGUGCGUUGAUCUUCAUACGGGUCCUUCGUACUCAUGUGAUGGUGCGUGUUGGAGGGGGCUGGGACACAUUAGAGCACUAUCUGGACAAGCAUGACCCGUGUCGCUGUGCUGCUUUUGCGCACCGCUACCACCAGGCUAAAUCUAGUGGCCAGGGAGCCCAGAGCAAGUCCUCAAGUGCCCACUCGUCCCGCUCCACCAGCCCAGGUCCCCACUGGCGAAACGAUGGCAUCGCACCGUACAAACCUCCCGACAGGCCCGGCCGCUCCCAGAACCCGUCCGCCCCCACCGAGCUGGACUCUGGCGCAGCUCGUCCUCUACUCCCACGGCCGCCGCGAGACCGCUCAGAACCGCGCCACUUUAAUCUUCUCAGGAAUAAGGAGACAAAAUUGCCAGUGACAAGACGUCUGUCUGGAGACAGUGAUUCCUCAACAGCCUCCUCUAAGGGAGGCGGCGGCGGAGGAGGUGGAGGAGGAGGACGGUUCUCUCUGGGUGGGGCCUCACGGCGCUCUGGUGACGAGGUAGUCCUGCUUGUCAAUCGCAAGGAGGGGAAGCAUGUGAUUGAGAGACCUGGAGCUGGUGAUCAGAGUCGAUCCCUGCGUCCCUCACCGCCCCGGGCACGCAGCCAAUCACGGGAACGUACCGCUCUGGCUCCGAUACUCAAACCAAACCCGCCACAGGGAUCCGCCGACGGAUCGCGAACUUCCCGUACCGAGAGGGGCCGAUCCCUUGGAAACGAGGGCCCGAGGCGGCUCCACGCUCCACGUUCCCACAGCCAGAGUAAGCUGACUUCCCGUACUCGGCCCAGUGAUGCCAGCCCAGGACCCGCUUCCUGCUUCAGAGACACUCAGCCCCCACCAUCCGACAGACGAGAGGAACUUCGAGCCAAACAAUUGCCCCCAUCCUCUCCCAGGAUAAGCGGUGGGUUCACCAAGAGGCAGUCGUCCUCUUGCUCCAACUCACCCGUUAAAGGGGUCCAGAACGUCAACAGCAGCCCCAGCAAGAAGAUUAUAACUACUCCCAGACCCCCCGCCCCUCGCUCCCCCUCCAUAGGAAAAGGCAGACUUCUGCCCCCAGUCACCUCGGGGGGUCGACGUUCACCUCACUCGACUCCCCGCAACUCUCACCAUCACGCUGCCCGUUCCCCUCGGACGCCCCAGGGCUCCUAUGGGGCUCCUCGCUCUGCUGGGAGAGGCCCCCAGAGGAGCUGGUCUGGCCUGGAGCGCCAGCUGCCUGAAGAGGAAGGACUGGACUUUGGCUUCCAGAUGCUGCCAACCCUAGACCCCCAGAGGGAGCAGGACCUGUAUCGCAGCUUUGAGGCUGAGCUUUUAGCCAAUACCCAGCAGUCUACAGGAGGGUCUAUUAGAGCCACGGGAGUAACGCUGCACGGAGCUGCGGUGCAUUCAGUGUCAGCACCCAUUGAUCCCAAUGUCAAUGACUCUGCCUAUUCCUCCUCUAACUCCUCCUCCUCAUCCCUCAAUGUGGGGGCAAAGAUUGGAACACUGCCUGACCUCAGGGAAUCCAAGAGAACUAAUCCCCGACCCUUUCCAUCCGAGGACCCCUUAAAUUUACUUUAUGGGCAUAAUUUUGGAAGUUCACACAACUUUGGUCAAGGAGAGCCUGAGCACUGGAGGGAUCGAGGAGGGGGUCUCAAAAAGCUCCCGGCCAUCUCUAGCUCCGACGAGGAGAAGGCUCCGCCAUCUUCCCUGCCUGGUCUUGGUGAACCAGACAGAUUUAUGAAUCAGGUCCCCACGCGACCUGCUUUCCACUGUAGGAAUAUGAAUGGGGACCAUGGAGGUUGUCCUCCCACGGGGGGGCUGGCGGCUCAGCAGAGUCAGCUUGGCUGGGGCACAUUGCCCAAAGGAGAUGUUCCUCUGGAGAAUCACAAGCCGAGCCUACCUUACGGCCUAGAAAAUGGGGAUGGCGGUGAUGACCUCCCGCCACCAGAGGCGUGUCCGUCACCUGUGCACCUUCCCCCUUCCGAGGACUGCUCCUUCCAGGAUUCUUCCAGUGAAACCUCGUCCAUGUGCUUCAGCCUGAGUGAAUCGCGCUCUGAAUCCCCCCCGCCAUCUUCACCCGUGGCCAACGGGGACAACAAUGUAGACGGGCUUCAGAUCAAGAAAGGGCACAAGAAAGCAGACAGCGUGGACCCGAUGUCAAAGCACAAACUGGGCAGAAUAAGGCCUCGCACCGACAACAGGCCAGAAAACAGCCCCUCGCGUAUCCCCACCCCGGUCAGCUACAGAGACCUGCAGGCUCUCGACACAUUUUCCCCGAGCCACACGCCUCCACUGUCUCCGCAGAGCUCGCGCUCUGCUGGUCAACCAGCCACAUGCAAGAGCCUGCACCAGGCAUUUGCAGAUAUGAUCCAUACUCAACCGCGUUGCCCAGCCAUAGGCAGCAAGGAUUGCUCCUACCCUGCACAGUCAGGGAGCCUGGACACUGAAGCCUGGAUGUAGCACAGAUAAAAUAGGGACUUGUUGUCAUGAACUUUGACUACUGUGUAAAAAAAGAAAUGACUUGUGAUUGGGCAAUGGGACUUUUUUCAUUGCAUGUCUAACACCUUCUUUUUACUUAGUUUCUCCCAUGAAAAACUGCAGUGGGUUCACAUUGCUUUUAUGUUGCACUCAAGCCAAAUUAUUUAUUACCAAAGGAAUGGUUUUUAAUAUUACUUUACUAUUACGUCAUUUACUGCAUGGGGGUGUUUGUGUUUUUGCAAAGACACACUGAAAUGCUCAUGGUUGAUACAGAGAGAUAAAGAGAGAACAUAUGUGCUGCCAUGUGCCCCGCCGAGGGGCAUGAUGAAGUGCCAGGGAUUUAAAGCUGCAACUCAACAAACAGUGUUAACACUAAACCUUUAGUCACAUGGAGUAGCUCCCUCUUGUGGUUGGCCACUGUAUCUCUGCUUGCCUUGAUAGUCAAAAUACUGGUGUGCUGACAGUAUGUAUCAGUCUCUCCACAUUAGUGGUCUUCAUAUACGACUCUGUAUGCUUCAAUUUACAAUAUACUAACAGGUAACAUGGAUAAAGGUACCCCCAUCAUUCCCCAGAACACUACAUGUACCACCAAAUCUCUGUACAGUUGUCUGCUGUUAUUGAUGUAGGAUGUCACUGUUUCACAAAUACCAAGAUACAUGUUUGUUUUUAAAUGCUUUAUGUUCUAAAGGGUUUCAAGAUUAUGUUUGAUGCAGUAAAAAGUUUUUUUUUCUAAUUUCAAGUGGAUUAAGUUUAAAACAAAAAAGUGGUGCAGUGAAGGAUGUGUUAGGCACUUCUGCUCUAACUAAACCAUACUCUGGAAUACAAUGCACCUUAUAUACAAAAGUCAAAGGCUGAGGAGAAUGAAUGUGUUAAUACAUAUUGAUUUACUCACUAAUAUACGUGGGUAUUUUGUAUAUAAAAAGGCAUUGAAUACACAGUUUAAUGUACAUUUUCACUGUAAUCAGUUUUGUGCUGCCUUAGCUAUGCAAUGUUGGUGUUGGAAAUGCCUUGACAAUUCCCUUUGCCUUAAAAUGUGGCAGGUUAGUUUUUGAAUGUUUUUGCUCAACAUUAUUAAGAUCUAUUCAGUAACACUACGUUGCCAUCAUUCACUGUUUAUGAUAUUGGACGUUUUGAGUGUGAAUGUGGAAAUAAGUGAGGGACAUUGCCAAUCAUUAAUCAUACAUUAUACUUAUUGUAGAUGUACAAUUCAUGACAAAGAUAUAUAAUUUAUUGCCUCCGCCCGUUUGGUAACACAGGAGCCAGAUAACCUACUUAGCAGUUUAAUUUGAAAGGCACAAUAUGGUGAUUCUUAGUGGUUAAAGAAAGACAUGUUUUAGUCAAAGUACAUGAUGGUGUUAUCCGUGCCGCUUAUUUGAGCCAAUGACAACAUAUUGUAAGGCAAAGUUUGAUGGACGAAUAAUGGAUCGAAUUGGAAUAAGUGUCUGAAUUUGUGCAACAUCGCAUGAAUAAUAUAUGCUGUUACUGGAUAUGAAUAUUCUCUUGUGACGCUUUGCACAUUUGUCGAGGCUUUAAGAGGCCAGAUCCCAGCUCAAGUCCUUCUGUUUUAGGUAUUGAACAGGUGUGGACAUUGUAAAAUAUGUUUGAAAGUGUAAAAGUUGAAUUAGGAGAAGUUCGUGGCCAUUUGUUUUUGAUGUGCUACUUACAAGGGUUUUGAGAAAGAAUGCUGUUUUGUAGGGCAUUGACAAAUUAAAUGGGCUAGAAAAAAAGAAUGUGCAUACGUGUGUGCAUACAGUAUGAGAAUAUGUACAGAGUUGGAGUGAAGAGGGGACUGAUGUAGGUGUAAUUUAUUUAUUUGUCACAUUGGGCUGAAGCGACAUCUGUCUUCCAAUAAUAUCAAAUCAGCUGUAAGUGUUUAGAGCAACAGGCCAGAAACCAAUAUCAUACAUUUAAACACGUUUUUCUCAACAAUAUACUGUAAAGAGACAGAACCUGUUAGAAAUGUUGCCACUGUAAAAACUGGUAUAAAACAGACAAACUGAACAUUUUUGAAGAAUGAAUAUGACAUGGACUAUACGUUGGUUAUGUGAUUUAAUGCAGACUCCUCAUUGAAACAACGUAGGGUGUGUUAGUUUUAUAAGAGCUACUUGUAUAGCUUGUUAACACUUUCACCUCUGAAAACAGAUUUUUACAUGUAUUGUAAUUAUUAUUUCUAUUGGGUUUGGCUUAUUUGAAGACAUUUACAUUUUAUUUAAAAAAAAGUAUUGUUUGAAGUUGCCUGUUAUGUAAACAGUUGCUACAUUUUAGCAUUUGGUUAUCAAUCACAAAAAAAGAAUGCUUUUCCUAAUAAUCUGCUCUUUGUCUUGGAUCACUCUCUCUCUCACUCUCUUCCUAAUCAGCGGAAUCUGAAUGUUCAUGAUUUGACAUUUUCUUGUUUGCUAAUGUUACUUCAGUUAAAUGUACAGAUUGCUUAAGAUCGUGGAAUUUGUUUGUAUGAAAUAGCAAUACUGCAACAUUUAACUUUUUUCAAAGUUAAAAAGGCUGUCAAGUUGUUCUUGUAAUAAAUAUCUUCCUCCGAAGUUUA
Messenger RNA from Gasterosteus aculeatus aculeatus (three-spined stickleback), 6363 nucleotides. It is a transcript of the gene gas2l1, whose product is annotated as growth arrest-specific 2 like 1. Gene Ontology annotation, biological process: regulation of microtubule polymerization or depolymerization; microtubule bundle formation; actin crosslink formation. Gene Ontology annotation, cellular component: actin filament; microtubule plus-end; cytoplasm. Lineage: Eukaryota; Metazoa; Chordata; Actinopteri; Perciformes; Gasterosteidae. The record is from RefSeq and is a predicted model, not a curated record. Gene Ontology annotation, molecular function: actin filament binding; microtubule binding; cytoskeletal adaptor activity.